Molecule: messenger RNA, 2090 nt
Organism: Gopherus evgoodei (Goodes thornscrub tortoise)
Lineage: Eukaryota; Metazoa; Chordata; Testudines; Testudinidae
Gene: NAPRT
Product: nicotinate phosphoribosyltransferase
Exons: 13
Coding region: 7-1608 (533 amino acids)
Biological process (GO): NAD+ biosynthetic process
Molecular function (GO): nicotinate phosphoribosyltransferase activity
Source: RefSeq, a predicted model, not a curated record
CCCGGAAUGGAGCUGGGGCGGCGGGACUCGCUGGCGCUGCUCACCGACCUCUACCAGUUCACCAUGGCCUACGCCUACUGGCGGGCCGGGCGGCAGCGGGAGCCGGCCGAGUUCGAGCUCUUCUUCCGCCGCUGCCCCUUCCAGGGGGGCUUCGCCCUGAGCGCGGGGCUGGGCGAGUGCCUGGCCUUCCUGCGAGGCUUCCGCCUGCGCGAGCCAGAAAUCGAGUACCUGCAGUCGGUCCUGCCCAGCACCAUGGAGACGGCUUUCUUUGAUUACCUGCGCACCGUGGACGCCUCCGAAAUCACUGUCUCCUCUGCUCCGGAGGGCUCCAUCGUCUUUGCCACGGUUCCGCUACUGCAAGUGAAGGGGCCGCUGCUGGUGGUGCAGCUCCUGGAGACCACGCUGCUGUCUCUGGUCAGCUAUGCCAGCCUUGUGGCCACUAAUGCUGCCCGGUUCCGCAUGCUCGCUGGCCCGGACAAGAAGCUGCUGGAGUUGGGGCUGCGACGUGCCCAGGGCCCGGAUGGGGGCCUUUCUGCAUCCAAGUACUCCUACAUAGGGGGCUUUGAUUGGACCAGCAACGUGCUGGCAGGGAAGCUGUAUGGGAUUCCGGUGCGGGGAACCGUGGCCCAUUCCUACAUCAUGUCCUUCACGUCGCUGGCGGAGGUGCAGCCCCAGACCCUGAAGCCCCUGGAUGGAGAUGAGCCGGUGGAUUUCCUGCCCAUUGCUGAGUCAUGGCUGAGGCAGGUGUGCCAGACCCUGCAGGUCCCCUAUGACAGAGUGAACCAUGGGGAGCUGGCUGCCUUCAUGUCGUACGCCAUCGCCUUCCCCCACAACUUCUAUGGUCUGGUGGACACUUACUCUGUCAUGGGGAGUGGCGUCCCAAACUUCUGUGCCGUGGCCCUGGCGUUGAACCAGCUGGGAUACCGUGCAGUAGGGAUUCGCGUGGACAGUGGAGACCUCGGCAAGCAGGCGAGGGAGAUUCGGCAGGUGCUCCGGACCUGCAGUGCCAACUUCCAGGUUCCCUGGUUUGCAACAAUCCCCAUUGCUGUGAGCAAUGAUGUCAGUGAAAGGAGCCUGGAGGAGUUAAUGCAGGAGGGGAAUGAAAUUGACGUGAUCGGAAUUGGGACCAACGUGGUGACAUGCCCACUGCAGCCCUCUCUGGGCUGUGUUUACAAGCUGGUGAAGGUGAAUGGCUGCUCCAAGCUGAAGCUGACUGAAGACGAGGAGAAGAUGACCAUCCCGGGGAGCAAGGUGGUGUACAGGCUCUAUGCUGCCACUGGUCUUGCCUUUAUGGAUCUGAUGGCAUUGGAGGAGGAGCCCCCACCCAGGGCGGGGCAGGAGGUGGCUGUCCGCCUGCUGGGGAGGAGUGAAGUGGCCAGGAGGGUGACUCCCACGGCAGUGGAGAUCCUGCACCGCAUUUACUUUAAAGAUGGACAGCAGGUUUGCCAGGCUCUUCCCAGCCUGCUGGAAAUCAAGAGCCACACACAAGCCUCUUUGAGCAUGCUCAGCCCUGCGCACAAGAGACUCCAGGACCCAGAGCCUUACCAGGUUGCUGUGACUGAGAAGCUGCACUUUCUCCUCAGUAACCUGCGUCGAUCCAGCCGGUGAGCUGCCCUGCCUGCAUCAUCUCGUCCAGCAGCAAACUGCACCUGUGCAAGCCUGAAUUAACCUGCACAAAGACCUGGCCACUCUCAGGGCAUGGGCCUUUCUAUUUAAUUGUCUAAUCCUUUUUGAAUGAUGGUUUUGCUGUGCAGGGCAGUAGCUAGAGGGCAGUCCAGCUCCAACAGGUACGGCAAACAUCCCCGAACAGGACCUGCGCAGACGGGAAGGAAAUUUUUCUGAUCCGAUUUGAAAUGCAAGGGGAGGCGUUGAUGGGGGCAGAGAUCCAGCAAGGCUCUGCCUAGUUUUACUCUACUAACAGUGUGGCUUAAGUGUUGGGAUCUGCAGCUGUCCUCGGGUGCUGUUCUUCUGCCGUCUCUACCGUGUGGUUUGGAAAGUCUUAUCUCCUUAUGUUGUCCCUGUCAUAAACAGAUAGUUAAGGGUUAAUGUCUCUUUUACCUGUAAAGGGUUAACAAACAGGGAACCAAAAA